AUGGUUAAAGGCGUUCAAAAAACUUUAACGGAAGCAUAUGAAAUCAAAGAGAAAGAAAUUUACUUAUCUAAGUUUUGUGAAUGUGAAAUUGAAGAUGAUGAAUAUAUACAGGGUGUCUUGUAUGGUGAUGUUGGGUUUUUUUUGUACACUGUUAGGAAAACUAUGGAAAGGUGGAAGAUGGUACCCUUCACUGACUUGGUGGACCCUCCAGAUGUUGAAGAGUACCUCUCCGCCCACCAGACCCUCAUUGAAAGGGACCCCCUCUACCAGCUACUCGAAUUCCCGAGUGAUGACUACCAGGCGUUAGUGGUUAAGAAGAAAAUAAGAACGGUUGAUCCCGUUGUUCCGGAAAAAGGUGCUGACUCAGAGAAGCACGUUAGGGAUUGCCUUCGCCUGUACAACAAAGAUUACAAUGUCAUUCAGAAGAAAUAUGAGCAUUGCAACAAUUUCCACAAUGACAAAGUGGAGAGGGCUUCCAUUGUGAAGAUGACCUCUUCUCCUCAGUUUGAAUCAUCACAGCAGAUCGACAACCUUCCAUCAAAGCCUUCCGAGAAAUUAGGUCGAAAGUCAUCCUACUCGUCGUCUUCAUCAUUUGCAUCGAACGCUGCCAGUGUUGAUCCGCUUCUUGAUCUUUGUCCUUCAGAUGCUCUCUUACCAGAUCUUCUCCGAAUCACUCCGAUCGAACAAAUUGAUGCGAACAACCACGAGGCGAGGCAACACAACCGACAGAACUAUCUCUUUGCUCUUUACCCUCAACAAGCUGAGGAAGAACAGGUAGAGUACAGACAGCCAGCUGAAGUUCCAUCAGAUCACGUGCCGCAUAGAAUCCUCGUGAAGUGCAUGCAGUUCAAGCUCGAUUUGGAAAUUGAACCGAUCUUUGCCUCUGCAGCGCUCUACGAUCUGCAAGUUCGCAAGAGGAUUUCUGAAAAUUUUUAUUUCGACCUGAACGGGGAUAACCUGCAUCAGCUGAUCAGAGAUCACGUGCCCCACAAGGACCUCAGCACCAUGUCGACCAGGGCCAUCUUCGACAUCACCUUCCCAUCGUACGACAUCUUCAUCGUCAUCAAGCUUGAAAAGGUUCUACAGCAGGGAGAAAUAUCUGAAGUCGUGGAGCCGUAUAUUAUCAAGGAUGAAAAAUUGAGAGAGAAGGCCCGCGUGAACGCUCAGCACUGCUGCUCGAGACUGGGCAAGCACAGGAUGCCGUUCGCCUGGACAGGCAUCCAUCUCAUGAACACCAUCAACAAUUCCGGCUGGGGCGAAGGUGCAGAUAAGGAUAGCAUUCGAUCUGACAGUCUUGAAAGGAGUGGCCUGUCGAAGGCUCCUGGCAGAGGUUCGUCCACGUACAUCAACACACCCGACAAGCGCAACAGUUGGAAUGCAGAAGAAAUCGGAAAUGCUCUUGAUACAUUCCGACCCAUCACAAUCACCGUCAACAACUUCUACAAGCAGGAAGCCGACAAACUGAGUGAUGAUGAUCUGUUCAAGUUCCUGUCUGAAAUGAAGAAGCAAGCAUCGGCUCUGAAGAAACUCAAACCCAUUCCUGGUAUCUUGAAGUUGGACUUGUCCUCGUACUCCAGCGACCUGACCAACGUGCUCACCACGGAACUCAAUCCAGUCGAUCCGUUCAUUCACGACACUUCCAAACCAUCGAAGGAGGUCCUCGAGUUUCCCACUGAAGACAUCUACAAACCUCACACUUUCUACAGGAACCUGAUGUUCGUGUAUCCAAAGUUUUUGAACUUUGCGAAUAGACAAGGAUCAGCUCGAAACAUCGCAGUCAAAGUUCAGUUCAUGCAUGGAGAAGGAGACAACAAUGCUCUGCCUGUGAUUUAUGGCAAGUCAAACUGCCCCGCAGUGAGUAAGGAGGCUUACACCACUGUCAACUACCACAACAAGACUCCUUCGUUUUACGAUGAAAUCAAGAUCAACCUGCCCGGUCGGUUGACUGACUCGCAUCACCUCUUCUUCACCAUGUACCACGUCAGUUGCCAGCCUAAAAAGGAUGCAGUUGAUCUGGAGACGAUUGUUGGCUAUUCUUGGUUGCCACUCUUUAGAGAUGGUCAUCUGGUCACUGGGGAGUUCAAUUUGCCUGUUUCCCUUGACCUUCCUCCACAACAUUACCACAUGCUGCAUCCCGAUGUUCAACUGCCUUCCAUGAAGUGGGUGGACAACCACCGAGGACUUUUCAAUGUCGUCAUCAAUGCUGUCUCUUCCAUACACACUUUGGAUGAACAUUUGGACAAGUUCCUGUCGCUUGUUAAUGCGGCCGACGAAGGCAAGAUACCUAGCAAGAUUGGAGAAGCCUGCUUUGAAGACCAGCUGAAAAAGUGUGUUUCAGGCCUAACAGAAACUAGCACUGGACCACUGGUUCGAUAUGUUCAUUUGGUGCUCGACAAGCUGCUACAGUUGUUAAUAAGACCACCCGUAGUUGCUGGCCAAGUGGUGAACGUGGGUCAGGAGAGCUUCGAUGUUGUUGCUCAUAUAGUUCGACGCCUACAGCACAUCAGAGAUCUCUCACAGGACAAACAUGGCAGAAACUCUAUCCUGGUCUCCUACAUCAUUUACACUUGCACUCUGCAACCCUCUGACGCUUCCACCGCCAACACUUCCGUAGGUUCAAACCAGGCAUCUCCUGGCACAGGCCUUUCAGGACUGACCCGUCCGAUGACCAUGUCCACAACUUCUAGGAGUGGUCGCACGUUGAGUUGCAGUGAUCCUGAUGUCUCAAAUAUAAUCAAUGAACAAGAUGCUAAACAAAUGGAAGCUGGCAAACAAGAAUAUCUAAAAUUCGUUAAUAAAAAGUUUGUGCAUGAGGAACUUGUCCUUCAGUGGUUGGUCUCCACUGGGAAGACAAGCAGUGUGGCCCUGUCUAACUCCUGGUUCUUUUUGGAACUCAUUGUGCGAAGCAUGGAAGACCACCUCGGACGAACCAACAAGCUGAAUGCCCCCCGCAAGACAAGGUUUCCUGCACAGUUCCUACUUGACAUUUCUUCCCUGGUUGAGAUGAUUUCUAAAAAAAUUGUUGAAUCAAGCAAGAUUUUAGAUGAAGUGUCCAUUCAAGGUCAAAACACGUUGGUCAACAAGGGGACAGACACGACAGGUCUCUUGACAUUGAAACUGGAGUUCAUGAGGAUUGUCUGCAGUCAUGAGCACUACUUCACGUUGAAUCUUCCCUUCAACGUACCAAGCACACCAUCGGCUCCUCCUUCUCCAACAUUCAGCAUUGCAAGCUCUGCUUCACAAGCGUCGUUGGUCUCCAGCGGUCUGUCAUCCUGCGAAAAACUUCCUUUCAUUGAGUUGACCAAUGAAUACAAAAGCCAGCACUUCCUGGCGGGCAUUGUACUUUCUGAUCUAGUUGCUAUGCUUGAAACAAAUGUGUCCCAGCUGCAGAUCAAGUCUAUUAAUUUGGUUUCCAACUUGAUAGCCAGCCACGACAUGGACCCAAGAUUUCGAUCAUCCGAAGCCAAAUCUCGAGUGGCCACCCUCUACCUCCCCAUCGUCAAAAUUGUCAUCGACAUUCUGUUGAAACUCUUCCAGCCAUCAAACGAUUCAAAAAAUCGAUGCCCGGAAUCUGCCGCCAUCAACCAAUCAGUGGCUCUGGCUAUUGCAGGAUCCGCUUCGUACAAUCUCAAUCCUGAGCAGAUUAAGAGGAAUCAUUUGAGUCAGGAAUCAACCCAGGAUUUGUUGAUAUGUUUCCUUUGGGUGCUGAAGAAUGCCAACAUUAAGUUGUUGUGGAUGUGGUGGUCAAACCUGACCCCUGCAACAAUCAAUCAGCUCCUUGAAAUACUUAAACUUGCCAUUUCAAAUUUUGAAUACAAGUAUUCACUACCUUUCCAUGAACAAACUGAAGCUAAUUUAAGCAGACGUUUGUCUUUCAACAAAACAGCUUCUCCUCUGAGAAGUAGUUAUUCUGAACCAGUGCUAAGCUACGUCGCAAAUCAUCAAUACUUUAUUCACAUGACAUUAAAAGCAAAUGUUACAACAAUUUGUGUACCUCACAAGAAAGAGCAAAAUGUCAUCAACAUGGGAUCAGACUUCAAGAGCAAGAUGGAAGAGUACAUGCUGGGUCCAAACAGUGCCAGGAUGGAGAUGAUCAGGAGAAAGCAACAUGAAUCAACUGGUCUGCCAUUGAGUGAUGGUGGCUCGAAGUUGAGGUGGAGGAAGGACCAGAUACACUACAAACAGUCAAAUGACCUAACUGACGGUAACAAGAACCGAGAAGAAUCCGAUGGUUAUGUGGAAGGCCUACUGUCGAGCGAGGUCAACAUGGUUGCUCUGGACGUCAUUGAAUUCAUUAUACAGGUUGUACAGUCGUUUGACAUGUUACAAAGUUCUCUGUCAAAUGUUUUACAAGUCAUUCUUCAUGGCCUGUCAACGAACCAGAGUUCAACUGUCCUCCAGAACAUGUUUGCCACGCAGAGAUCACUUGUCUCCAAGUUUCCUGAACUGUUGUUUGAGGAGGACACGGAGCAGUGUGCUGAUCUCUGCUCGAGACUGUUGAAGCACUGCAGUUCCUCACUGGCCAGCAUUCGAUCACAUGCCAGUGCAUCUCUCUACAUGCUCAUGAGACAGAAUUACGAAAUUGGAAAUAACUUUGCGAGAGUGAAGAUGCAAGUGACGAUGAGCUUGAGUUCUCUGGUGGGCCAGACGCAGGCAUUCAAUGAGGAGCACUUGAGGACGUCACUGAAGACCAUCCUGCUCUAUGCUGACAGUGAUGAAGAAUUCAAGGACACCGCAUUUCCUGAACAGGUCAGGGAGUUGGUGAAGAACCUGCACAUGAUCCUGUCUGACACCAUAAAGAUGAAGGAGUACCACUCCGACCCGGAAAUGUUGUUGGACCUCAUGUACAGGAUCGCCCGCGGAUACCAAAACUCACCAGACCUGCGCCUCACGUGGCUCGACAAUAUGGCAUCGAAACAUAAAGAGAGGAAGAAUUAUGCAGAAGCAGCUCAGUGUAUGGUGCAUGCAGCGGGCCUGGUGGCUGAAUACUUGAACAUGCUGGAAGAUAAAUCAUAUCUGCCUGUUGGAUGCGUUGCAUUGCAGCACGUGUCACGGAAUGUGCUGGAGGAGAGUGCAGUCUCGGAGGAUGUUGUGUCGCCGGAUGAGGAGGGCAUCUGCACUGGAAAGUACUUCACCGAGAAUGGACUGACCGUACUGCUUGAACAAUCUGCUACUUUCUUCGAACAGGCAUCCAUGUACGAGGGAGUGAACAAUGUCUACAAAGUCCUCAUCCCCAUUUACGAGAGCAACAGAGAAUUCACCAAGUUGGCCAAGAUACACGCCAAGAUACACGCCGCCUUCACGAACAUCAUCAAACAUGAGAGCAAGCGAAUGUUUGGUACGUACUUUCGCGUUGGUUUCUACGGCAGUCGAUUUUGUGACAUGGAUGGCCUAGAGUUUGUCUAUAAGGAACCUGCUAUAACCAAACUUUCAGAAAUAUCCCAUAGACUUGAGACAUUUUAUUCUGAGAAGUUUGGAUCAGUGGAGAUGAUAAAGGAUUCAAAUAAUGUUGACAAAAACCAACUGAACCCAGAUAAGGCCUACAUCCAGAUAACAUACGUCGAGCCCUAUUUUGAUCUCUACGAACUGAAAGGGAGGCAGACAUUUUUUGAAAUGAACUACAACAUCAAACGCUUCAUGUACGCCACUCCAUUCACGAUGGAUGGAAAAGCCCACGGAGAACUGAGGGAGCAGUACAAAAGGAAGACCAUCCUCACCACCUCCCACGCCUUCCCGUACGUCAAAACAAGACUUGAAGUAGUGAACAAAGAGUCGUUUACGUUGUCACCGAUCGAAGUGGCCAUUGAGGACAUCCAGAAGAAGACGAAAGAGUUGGCGUUAGCAUUGAAACAAGAUCCUCCAGACGCGAAGAUGCUGCAGAUGGUUCUUCAGGGGUGCAUUGGAGCAACUGUCAAUCAGGGCCCAAUAGAGUUGGCUUCCGUUUUCUUAUCCCCAUUAAUGGAUGGAGCUUUACCUACCAAACACCACAACAAGCUCAGGAGUUGUUUUAAGGACUUCAUGAAAAAGUUAUUUGAUAGUUAUUUGAUAAUGCGCUUGUAG
Molecule: messenger RNA, 6060 nt
Organism: Helobdella robusta
Lineage: Eukaryota; Metazoa; Annelida; Clitellata; Rhynchobdellida; Glossiphoniidae
Exons: 44
Coding region: 1-6060 (2019 amino acids)
Biological process (GO): small GTPase-mediated signal transduction; positive regulation of GTPase activity
Molecular function (GO): guanyl-nucleotide exchange factor activity
Source: RefSeq, a predicted model, not a curated record